Molecule: messenger RNA, 306 nt
Organism: Gryllus bimaculatus (two-spotted cricket)
Lineage: Eukaryota; Metazoa; Arthropoda; Insecta; Orthoptera; Gryllidae
Source: the annotation of a GenBank genome assembly
CCCCUUGAGGCCUUCUCGAGUGGGCUCGCAGCGCUGCGGGGGCGGCAGCGCGAGGGUGGAGGCGAAGGUGACGACUGUGGAGAUGGUGGUGGCGAGAUCUGUACCAUUUUAUCUGAUGUGUUAUUGAUCACAAAAAUAAUUCGCGCGUAUGGUGGUAGUGGAUUAACCAUGUUCAAAGAAAAAAAAUUCUAUGUCGAGCACGUUUCCGUAGUAAGGUACAGCCGUAUAAACAAAUUGAAGAAUGAUUUUAAGUUUGAUUCAAUUGGUUUUACUUUCGUCAAUAACAUUAAAAAUGUGACAUAUGGG